This is a messenger RNA of Plasmodium knowlesi strain H, 1209 nucleotides long. RefSeq names its product protein BCP1, putative. The coding region runs from base 1 to 1209 and encodes 402 amino acids. The transcript has a single exon. Lineage: Eukaryota; Apicomplexa; Aconoidasida; Haemosporida; Plasmodiidae. Gene Ontology annotation, cellular component: nucleus. The record is from RefSeq and is a predicted model, not a curated record.
AUGGAAAAGCAGGAAAAAGGGCCUUCGGAAGUCGAGGCAAACCAAGGCAGUGCCCCACUGCAGGAUCGCAUGAACGAUAAAAAAAAUCGCCAUUUUGAAGUUAAGAAAAAGAAAAUGAAGAGUGGAAAGGGGAGUAACGCCCCCGUUGGUAAAAACGGAAAGGAGAAAAAAAAACACCUUAAAGGGGUAAAAAAAUCCGAUGAGAAGGAGGGGAAAAAAAAAGGGAAGAAGAUCAAAGGGAAGAAGAUCAAAGGAAAGAUGAGCAAACGGAAGGAGAAGCUUAAGAAGAAAAAAAAGGUAAAGGAGGAAAGAGAACAUAAUCAAGAAGAAGACAACGAAGAGGAGGACGAACUCGUUGUUGAUUUCGAACUGAUAGAUCCCACAGAUAAAUACAAAGACAACGUAAGGAUUCUCUUAAGAAGUACAGAGCUUUAUUCCAAUUUAAAGUGUACUGAAGAGUUAGUAAGCAUUAUAUGCGACCAACAGAAUAUUGGGAAGUUCCUUUGCGUAGCGAAUGGGCCGAAUGUUAGCGGGAAGGAAGGUUUUGUUGACGAUCCCACAGAUGGCAAAGGAGACCUAUCCAAUAGUGUUGAUUAUAAUAUGGUAGGCUUCCAAACGAUAAUUAACGUAAACCAGUACACAGAAAUUGGUACCUUGAAGGAAUUCCUACUGCAAAAAGUGAAAAAAGUCAACGUGCCAGAUUACGUAGAGAGCGCAAAGGAAAUCACGUUUCUGCUCUCCUCCAAUGAAACAAAAAACAUAGGCCUGCUAAUUGGUCAUCGCAUCCUAAACACACCCAUAACGUUAGUUCCACUAAUUCACAAAAAUAUCAUUGAAGAUGUGUACUGGUCUCAAGGGAUUGAAGAUCUAGACGAAAGUGAAAAGAAGUUUUAUUUUUUCGAUUGCCUGUUAUUCUAUACGAAGGUUUACAAGAAUGAAGAGGGGGAAAUUAUUUUUUCUAAUUACGAGGAGGAGUACUUUUUUCAAAACAAGACUCACCAUGUCUUAUACAACAACAACAACGUGAAGAAGUUUUAUGAAGUGGUGAAUGGGAAGAACAGGGAAGUGACCUACAAGGAGUUCAUCACAAUUUUUGUCGUUCCCUUUGGCAAGGUGGGUGAGGCGCUUAAGGAGAUGCAGAGGGGUGUCACAGAGCCUUCCCUUUCGGUUGGUUCUGCAGUUAGUGGUGCUACAUUUGGUCGUAGCUAA